Messenger RNA from Cryptomeria japonica (Japanese cedar), 5757 nucleotides. RefSeq lists its product as uncharacterized. Gene Ontology annotation, cellular component: nuclear RNA-directed RNA polymerase complex; nucleus. Bases 280 to 5667 code for a protein of 1795 amino acids. Gene Ontology annotation, biological process: regulatory ncRNA-mediated heterochromatin formation. Gene Ontology annotation, molecular function: helicase activity; zinc ion binding; NAD+ poly-ADP-ribosyltransferase activity. NCBI's taxonomy places the organism in Eukaryota, Viridiplantae, Streptophyta, Pinopsida, Cupressales, Cupressaceae. The record is from RefSeq and is a predicted model, not a curated record. The transcript is spliced from 11 exons.
GAAGCUAGCGAUUCAAAUUCUCUGGAAUUUUGAACAUUUACAGAUGGAAUGUAACAGUAUGAAAAAACAAGAUGCAAAACUUAGUAUGCAAGUUAAUGGAAAGGAGUAUAUAAAAAGAUUGUUCAGUGGACGCCUUUCGUUAUCAAUCCUCAGAGGUGAGCAGUGGGAAGUCCAUAAUCAGUAUAACUUUAGCCGUUACGCAUGCAGUGUGCUAUCUGAAUUAUAGCUUAGGCGGCGGCUAAAGAUUUGCUUGUAAACCGUUUUUACAGUGCAGAAAGAAUGGAGAAUAAUAAUGGCAGAGGCAGAGGCAGAGGCAGAGGAGGAAGGAGUCGAGAGUUUUCCGGUGGUCAAAGAAGUAAUGAUAAUAAUAAUAAUAGCAGAGGAGGGGGCAGAGGAAGGUUUCGAGGCUCAGGAAGAAGUGGGCAACAGGGAGAGAGGGACUCUGAUGAAAAGCCGCUCGCGGUAGCAGCCAAGUUACAGGUCGGAGAGAUUUUGGCUUUACAUUCGAAUGAGAAUUUUGGCUUCAUUAAAUUGGAGGGCGCUUCACAAGAUGUGAAAAAAGAUGUGAAAUUCAGAUACGGCGACGGUUCGAAAACCGACACAGGGCUUCUGGAUCUUGAAAUCGGUGAUGUAUUGCAAUUUACUGUAAAUGAUAAUUCAGACAGGCCCCGGGCAGCUUACGCGCGUCUUGUGCAGUGCACAAGGAGGAGUCCGGUGGCUCUGGAAAGCUAUCUUGAUAAGCUUCUAGGUCUCUGCUCAGACGGCCCUGGAAAGGUACUGCGAGAAAUUACUAAAUGUCCGGUAGGGUUUCUUCUCGUUUUGGAGCUACGGCAGCCGCCGCAAGGUCUGGUGACUCGAGUGCUGGAAUUGGCGGAGAUUCUGCAGCAAGGAGGUGCGGCUUUCUACGGUGCGAGGGUGAAACAAUUUUACAAAUUCUUCUGCGGCACCGAGUUUUUGAGGUCGUCGGGCGCAUUAAUGGAGUAUAUUAGUAUAUUUUUGAGGUCGUCGUGCAGGAAAGAUGAUGGAGAAAAAGGUUUGCUCAUCGAAAAUUUCAUGCUCCGCCUUGUCUCGCAGAGUCCAGAAAGCGUUAGCGAUCUUUUGCCGCUGAUUGAAUCGAUGAUAGAAAUUGUAAAGCAAGACAAUUUUACUCCGUCUAGAUGUUGCGAUUUUCUUUUGGAGCUUCUGCGUUGCCAUGCUCGGGUUUACAAUUCAGGCGCCUCGGCGGUCGAGGCAGCGUCGCUUGAGAAGCUGCCGUGGGACAAAAUGCCUCUUGUUCCAGUCUCUGCAGAGGUCACAAGCGGACAGCAAUGGGCGCUUAAACCCCUUCCCUCCGUCAAGAAGAAGGGAAGCUAUGGCUCUGUGGACGAAUACCUAGACACUUAUUACACGCUUUUAAGGGAAGACUGCUUUGCGCCACUGAGAAAAGGCCUCGCCGAUCUCAAAGCGAACAAAUUGGAUCCCAGAGAUAUGAAAGUAUGGACAGAUGGACAGGUCCUAGGAGUCCAUUUUAGUAGAAGAAAACCAGGCAUUACUUUAGCAAUAACGGCUCAGAGACUUGGCGGUGAAGGACCUGCACAACUUCCCAUGACAGGAACCCUUCUCUGUAUAUCUGACGCCGGAGGAAAUUUUGAGUCUUCGACUUGGGGUGUGGUGGCCAAAUGCGAGGAGGACAAGAAAGCCCGUGUUAUUUUCGUGGAGCCAGUGGACGGAAAAGGAGGCGCUGGAGGUUCAUCGGCUGAAUGUAUGAGCAGACUGUUGGGAUCAUCCAGCCUUGUUUUUGCUGAAAAUCCAACGUUUUACAAGGCGUAUGAGCCGAUCUUGAGAGGCUUGCAACAGAUGGAUUGUCACAAUUUUUCAUUCCUUGAAGAAUUUGUGCAUGCUAGAUGGACACACCAACCUGCGAAUUACCUUUCGGACCCGGCUACCACUGUGGACUGGGGAUGCUUGUUUGGUGAGACUUGCGUUCGGUCUGGGGUUAAAGAAUUGGAUAAUUUAAUCAAAGGCGGGUACAGGACCACUCUGGACCCAAGCCAGUUGAGUGCAAUUAAGCUUGCAGUAAACAACCGCCUGGUUUUGAUUCAAGGACCUCCCGGUACAGGCAAAUCGUUUGUGGGAGUGAGGAUAUUGCAGAUAGUGUUAUCUGCAGAUACAUUGCCAGCGGGGCCUGCACUGGUAGUGACAUACAAGAACCAGGGUUUGGAUCACUUCCUCCAGUCCUGUUUAAACUUCUGCCCUGAAGGAAUUGUGAGAGUGGGAGGCAGAAGCACUGAGCCAUCCUUGGAUAAAUUUAAUUUGUUUUCAUUAAUACCGAAAUUUGAUGAAUUCACACCGGAUUACUUCGACAACACAAAAAAGCUGGAGCGCGCCCAAACAGAAAUUGAAGAAGCUCUAAAACAGCUACCGGAAAGCCGCGACUUGAAAAUAGAGUCGGUGCUUCGCCACAUGACUGAUUUUCAACUGAGGCAGCUGAUUUCACAUGUUUCACAAGUACCUGCUGGCGCUGCUGAUUUUAUGCCGUCAGAGGAAAUUUCUCUUUCGGAUUUCCUUUGCGAGGAUUCACAGGACUCUACAAAUUUGCUUUACGUUAUUUCCCAAGCUCUCAAAAAUUGGAUGCCCAAUAACAGGACUUUUAAGUUGGUACAGGAUUGCUUUUCUCGUCAGAAGACGUGCGGAGCACUGAAGCAGCAAGCAACCGGAUGUGCUACAAAUGAGACAUAUAGUGAUGUUCUUGAUGGGGAGAACAAAGAUAACGUCAAUGUGUUAAUAGAACAAUUUCUUGAAGCUAAGCCCGAAGAAGAAGAAGAUUUGGACGAGCCUGAUGAAAAAUCAUAUAGAGGUGGAAAGAAAAAUGAAUGCCGUUGGCUCAAUGAAACUUUCUUCACUUACAAAUCCCAAGCAGUUGAUGCAAGUUUAACAGCAUCAAAUGAUAUAGAUUUUGAGCAGUAUCAGUGGCUGCUGGAUGAAAAUCCAUGGGAUCUGAACGAGUCCCAUCGGGCGAUAUUGGUGCAGUUGAUCAUGCAAACUAGCCGCCAAAAAAUAGUCAAGAAAUUGGAAGAGGCAAAAAAAGCAUACGAUGAAAUAUGCCAGGACAUGGAAGAAAUCAGCAAACGGAGACAACUUGAAGUGUUGAAAAAAGCAAAAAUUGUUGGCAUGACUACCACGGGCGCAGCAUUGAAUCAGGAAAUAUUAAAAGCAUUAAACCCGUCAAUUGUAUUUGUAGAAGAAGCAGCAGAGGUCUUGGAACCUCAGUUGUUAGCCGUGCUUGGCCCAAGUGUACAGCAUCUUAUUCUAAUCGGUGAUCAGUACCAACUCUCCCCAAGUGUUGAAGUUUAUGAACUUGAAAGAAGGCAUGGCUUUGCAAUUUCUCUAUUUGAAAGACUUGUGGAGCAUAACAAAUUGCCUUUUCAAGCACUGUCCUCACAGAGCCGAAUGAGAGAAGAGUUUGUGCCCAUGAUCUUACCUAUUUAUCCUAAUUUGCAGACCAACACUCAAUUUGUAUCAGGAGAGAGAAACAGAGCACCUAUGUGUAUGUCAAGCCCAAUGUAUUUUUGGUCUCAUUCAUAUGGAGAGUCUAAACAACGCAGUGUUACGAAUGAGGGUGAAGCCAAAAUGGUGAUUGCCCUUGUGCACUGGAUGAUAGCUGAAGGACAAAAUCCUGUCGAAAUAACUGUCCUUGCUGCAUAUAAUGGGCAGGUAACACUAUUACGAGAUAUGAUGAAGGUAAUCCCUGCUGUUGAAGCCAUACAAGUCCUCACUAUAGACAGAUUUCAGGGUUCUGAGAAUAAAAUUAUCAUACUGUCUCUGGUUCGUUCUAAUGAUGAAGGGAGCAUUGGGCAUCUAGCAAAGCGAAAUAGGUUGUGUGUAGCAGUUUCAAGAGCAAGGGGGGCAAUAUAUUUUUGUGGGAAUGAUAUAUCUUUGACAAAGAAGUCUGAGCAUUGGACAGAACUUCUUGAAUACUUGGCUCGUAAGAAUUGUGUGGGUGACACGAUACAUCUCCGUUGCCCACGACAUCCACUUAGCUCACCCUUUAAAGUAUCUAGCAAACUUGUUGAGAACUUCAAUCCUCUUUUGUGUAAAAGGACAUGCAACAGUCAGCUGAACUGUGGUCACUAUUGCCAAAGUACCUGCCACUACGGGAAUCAUCCAAAAUGCACUGAACCUGUACAGUUUAUAUUCAGUGUUUGUGGACAUGAAAUAACAAAGAAGUGUUCAGAGGAUGGAGAAAUGAGAUCAUGUCAGGAGGAACUAAUGUAUACAUUUGAUUCAUGUGGACACAAGAAGCUUGUCAAAUGUUGGGAGAAAAUGAAGAAAGAGCUGAAAUGUAAUGAAUUAUGUCGUAAUGUUCUAGAAUGUAGGCAUCCUUGUAUGCUGAAAUGCUCUGAAAACUGCAGAGCAAAACCUUGUUCCACGUGUACCGAAAUAGAAAGAAUAAAGGCAAAAAAGGCAAAGCAACUUGAAGCACAGCAACUGAAAAUGAAGCUUAUGGAAAUAAAAGCAGAAAUCAAGAGAUUAGAGCAAUCUACAGAUGACCUGAGAAUUUCGGUGAUAGAUAUAAGUCCAACAGGAGAUUUUGCAGCUGAAUACUUCCAGGUCAUGGAUCGCACGGAAAAGUUUAUUCAACCAGGGCAUGAUGUUGUACUUUUUGUAACAAGGAUUCAGAAAGUUUUCAACCCAAAACUAGAAAUUAACUUCCUAAAAGCUCAACGGGAUCUAUUCCAACCAACUUCAGUAUCACAUCUACUAUUUCAUGGGACAGAUGAUGCUGGUGUCGAAGGUAUAACACAGAAUGGAUUUCGGUUGCCAGCAGCAAAUACAAAGAAUAUGUUUGGACGAGGAUGUUAUUUUGCUACUGACUCAACAAAAAGUGCUCAAGCAAUAUAUACGAAGGGUAGUAACAAGCUCUUACUGUGUGAAGUUCUUCUUGGUCGCACAUGGACAGUACAAGAAGAUCAUCCAGAGAUGGAUAAAGAUGAAAUCAGAAAAAAAGGAUACGAUUCUUUGUUUUCAAAGAGAGGUGGCAGGGGCACAGGCGGCACACUUUACGAUGAAUAUGUGAUAUAUAAUCCCAACCAGGCAAAACCUCGAUACAUUGUACACUAUAAAAGUCAGCGUGAGCCACAAGCUCUGCAUGCACACAAUUUUCAGAACAACUUAACACGGAUUUUAUAUGAACCAUCCUUAACUUAUAACGACAACGAUCCCGGAGAGUACCAUUUCCGACAGGCAGAGUCUCAAUUCUAUAGAAUGUCUAGCAGGCGUGACCAAAAGGUUAAGAAGGUGGAGCUCAUAUUGAAUAAAAUUCUGCAAGACCGUUAUGAUACCGCAAAGCAAGAGCUUCAGAAAAAUCAGGUCAAAGUGCAGGAGAUGUUUGUAUUCCAUGGCACCGAUAAAGCUGCUAUUGACAAGAUUGUGCAAGAAGGAUUCAAGAUAGGGGGCGAAGGUGUCAGUGUGAGAAAUGGGGCUGCAUAUGGAACAGGGGUAUACACAGCCGUAGAUCCAGAUAUAUCAGUGGGUUAUAGCAAUGGGUCAGGGAUGAUGCUUCUAUCUCUUGCUCUGGUUGGCCAGGAAGGAAUUCAUUACAACAAAGGAGGUUCUGCUGAUGUCUAUGUUCUUCAAAAUGCCGAUCAUCUACUUCCUAGAUAUAUUGUUCACUUUGCCACCAAUUGAGAAGGAUUAUUUAUUUGAAACGAGUCAUAUGUUGGCUAUCAAAUUUUGUAGCAUCCGUUUAAAACUUAAAUUUAGCAAUGCUUUCUUUCA